Messenger RNA from Solenopsis invicta (red fire ant), 6983 nucleotides. RefSeq names its product zinc finger protein 271. Lineage: Eukaryota; Metazoa; Arthropoda; Insecta; Hymenoptera; Formicidae. The transcript is spliced from 11 exons. Gene Ontology annotation, biological process: regulation of transcription by RNA polymerase II. The coding region runs from base 554 to 3607 and encodes 1017 amino acids. The record is from RefSeq and is a predicted model, not a curated record. Gene Ontology annotation, molecular function: DNA-binding transcription factor activity; RNA polymerase II cis-regulatory region sequence-specific DNA binding.
AACACGUAAGUCUCGCCGGGGCUCGGUUCCCGUGAAAUUACCGCGCGGCUCGGCGUUCGUCACGACCGAAAGCAGCCGUCCCGCGUGCCGGUUUACGCGGCCAGUCCGUCGCGGCUGCCGAAGAGACGGUGGGCGAGGACGCGUGGCCAUUAUCGGAAGAUUUGCUUGUGGGUGCGAGUGGCGCGGUGAGACGUCGAGAGAGACGACGUAGAAGGAGCGCUGCGCGGCGUGGAGCGGCGCGACAGGCGACCCGUGCAGCAGCAGCAGCAGCAGCAGCGGCAGCAGCAGCAGGCGGCGGCGGCGGCUCCCUUGCCCCUCACCACCGCGAGUCCUGCCUCUCCCCGCGCGCGGUCCCUGUGUGUGUGGUGACGGGAGGACGGGCGCGCGUCUCUCCCCCGUGCGCGCCUGUGUGUUUUGUGGCAGAGGAGACGAGGAGGAGGCGGCCCCGGAGCCGACGGAGAACGAGAUGCGAGAACCGCCGACGGCACCGUUCACCACGAUGAGAAAUGAAGUAUGUCAGACACGUUUAAUUAAUAUUCUUCAGUGAACGAAGAUGAAUAGUGAGCAGCAUGCAUUGCCAGCGACUACGCAGGCACAACAAGAGGAUGUAAACGCGGGUCAAAGUGGUCGUCCUUCAUACCCAGGUGGUUUGGCUACUGCGACCGCGAGUCUUGGCAAUGUAGGGAGUACUCCCCAUUCAUCCGCGGACCUGCGUGUAGGUACUGCCGUAGCGUUAGCCUCCUCGGUAGCCUCCUCGGUAGCUAAGUAUUGGGUCCUCACCAAUCUGUUUUCUCCCGGACCGCUACCUCAAGUCUCGGUUUACCACCAUUCCCACCACAACUCCUCGCAUAGGAGUGGUGGCGGUGGGGAGGCAUCAUCCUCCAAAGAACCAGCCUCUUCACUGAACCAGGAAAUGGCGUUGACUUCCAGCUCGCAUCAUCAGCAACAGUCAACCGCCGCGCAUCAUCAUCAUCAGCCUUCAGUUAGCAGCAGCAGCAGCCACCACAGUUCUCUGCAGUCGAAUCCACAGAUUCCUGUGUCUCUUCCCGGCCUUAAUUUAGACGGCGCACAUUUACCAGCGAGUGUUAGUCAUCUGGCUGCACAUGCACAAAUGCAACAAAUGCAGGCGCAAGCACAACAGCUGCACCAGCAGCAACAACAGCAACCGCCUCAGCAACAGCAGCAGCAACAGCAGUCCCAUCAUCAGAUGCCGAAUCAUCAGAACGCUCAGAACAAUGGUCCGACGGCGCAUAGCCAGAACGCUCAGCGAGACGACAACAAGGUCAAGGACGAAGGCGGUAGUUGCACCACCGAACGUUGCAGCGACAAUCAGGUUCACUGUCAAGUUCAAUGCGAUCUGCAAUUACAACCACCCCAAGAUCUUCAACAGAGCUUGAUGCAACAGCAGCAACAGCAGCAGCAACAGCAGCAGAUCGGAGUCAACAUUAGUGGUAACUCCAACACUGAGGGAGGAAGCCAGAAUAACUCCGAGAAACCCGAAAAAGAGAAAGAAUUGCGACAACUGAAUAUGACCCAAUUUCAAGUCCCUGAGUUGAAACCAGGAGGCCACAUGAUGGACGUGAGGACAGCAGAUGGGUCGGUUGUCAAAAUCAGUGCAGGAAACGAGCAAGAUUUAGCCAAGACCCUUGGCGUCGAAAUGGUACAAAAUAUGUACAAGGUUAAUGUUGAAGAUAUUAAUCAACUGUUGGCGUAUCACGAGGUCUUUGGAAAGCUGCAGAGUGAAAUUGCAGCUGGAACGACUCUAGUAGGCAGUACUGUGCCUACACAAACAGUUACCACGAUACAGAAUGGCACGCCAAUCGUGCAACAAGUCCAAUUGAACAAAUUCGACAUAAAGUCGAGCGACGGGGAGGCAACGCCCGGCCCGAGCGCAUCGCCCGUAUCGGUUGGCAGCCACGCUUGCGAGAUAUGCGGAAAGAUCUUCCAGUUUCGUUAUCAGCUCAUUGUACAUCGCAGAUAUCAUACCGAGAGGAAACCAUUCACCUGUCAGGUAUGCGGUAAAGCAUUCUCGAAUGCGAACGAUUUGACGCGUCACGGCAAGUGUCAUCUGGGUGGAUCCAUGUUCACCUGCACCGUUUGCUUUCACGUCUUUGCAAAUGCACCUUCGCUAGAACGUCAUAUGAAGAGACAUGCUACCGACAAACCGUACAAUUGCACAGUCUGUGGUAAGAGUUUUGCGCGCAAAGAGCAUUUGGAUAACCACACGAGAUGUCAUACUGGCGAGACGCCAUAUAGAUGCCAAUAUUGUUCAAAGACAUUUACCCGAAAAGAACAUAUGGUAAAUCACGUUCGCAAACACACUGGUGAGACUCCACAUCGAUGUGAUAUUUGCAAGAAGAGCUUUACUCGCAAAGAACACUUUAUGAACCAUGUUAUGUGGCAUACAGGAGAAACCCCUCAUCAUUGUCAAGCUUGCGGCAAGAAGUAUACGCGCAAAGAGCAUCUUGCUAACCAUAUGCGUUCGCACACAAACGACACGCCGUUCCGUUGUGAAAUAUGCGGUAAGUCGUUUACGAGGAAGGAGCACUUCACGAACCACAUAAUGUGGCACACGGGCGAGACGCCGCACCGCUGUGACUUCUGCUCGAAGACGUUCACGCGAAAGGAACACCUCCUGAACCACGUUCGCCAGCACACGGGUGAGUCUCCACACCGAUGCGGCUUCUGCUCCAAAUCGUUCACCAGAAAGGAACACCUUGUUAACCACAUCCGCCAACACACAGGAGAGACGCCCUUCCGCUGUUCAUACUGUCCGAAAGCAUUUACGCGGAAGGAUCACCUGGUGAACCACGUCAGGCAGCACACGGGUGAGUCACCGCACAAGUGCCAGUAUUGCACCAAAUCCUUCACGCGGAAGGAACAUUUGACCAAUCACGUGCGUCAACACACAGGCGAAUCGCCACAUCGAUGCCACUUCUGCUCCAAGUCAUUUACUCGUAAGGAGCAUUUGACGAAUCAUGUGCGCAUCCACACUGGCGAAUCUCCACAUAGGUGUGAGUUUUGCCAGAGGACGUUCACUAGGAAAGAACAUCUAAAUAAUCAUCUCCGUCAACAUACCGGAGAUUCCUCACACUGUUGCAACGUAUGCUCCAAACCAUUCACAAGAAAGGAACAUCUCGUGAAUCAUAUGCGUUGCCAUACUGGUGAACGUCCAUUCGUGUGCACAGAAUGUGGCAAGAGUUUCCCGCUGAAGGGUAAUCUUCUCUUCCAUAUGCGCUCGCAUAACAAGGGCAGCAACGCCGAAAGGCCGUUUCGCUGCGACCUGUGCCCCAAAGAUUUCAUGUGCAAAGGACAUUUGGUCUCGCAUCGACGCUCGCAUUCAGACGAACGGCCGCACAGUUGCCCAGAUUGCGGCAAGACCUUUGUCGAGAAGGGCAACAUGCUGCGACACUUGCGUAAGCACGCGGCUGAAGGUCCGCCUACCCAAGUUAGCACACCGUCGGCUAUACCGCAAUCUGGUGUCCUGCCGAUACCAGCAGCGGCGGCAGUCUUAGUCGGACAUCCAUUAGCACCACCGGCGCCGCCUGUGGUUCCGCAACAUACGGUGGUCGUGCCGACACCGCCCGGUGUAUUGACAUCAUACUAGAUUGAACGAGAAAGCGAAGAAUAUAACUAAAAGGAAAAAACGAGAAAUAAGAAUAGAAGAAACGAGAAAGAGAAGGCAUUUGAAGAUGAUACAUGCUGUGUAUACUUAAUAUAUGAUUGCGUCAAACAAAUGUGAAGAUUGUGCGCCAAUCAUCGUUUUCUUGAGGACCUGGAUUACAGUGGAUUUAUUAUGCCCCAUUUGAAUCAACGGUGUCUCGUGUGCUUCUCGAUCCGCUUGUGAUAUCGCAGCGGCUGCACACCACUUUUGUUUCAGUAAGAUUCGCAAAGAACGUUAGUUCGGGACGAUGUAGAGCGAUUGCUCGUGAUACGCGCAUAAAACGCGCAUUAGAACAUUGAUGAUUGUUCUUUGCGACAACGGCGAUUAUCCAAAGUUUGGUUUUGCUUCGUUUAAUGCUUGUACUUGAUAAGUCGAUUAUGGUAACGAACAUAUAUUCGUUCCAAAUUUGUGCAAGAUAAAUAUCAGGUGUAUCAGAAAAUUUUGCGACUAUAUGAAGAAUAUGUAAUGAUACUUCUUCGUUAUACUUUAGUAACCUUCCAUAAUUUUAACAAAGAGGCACUAAUUAUAAUGUCAGCGAUAUCUUGAAUUAUGUUUGUAUGUUAUUUUCAUGUGUGAGGAGCGUGUCUGUGUGUGCAUUUGCCACAAUUAAUGAAGUUUUCGAUAGCACGUACCAUGAUAAUGUCGAAUGAAAUCUAUUUGUGAUUUUGAAUAUGUAUAUUUUCUUGAAUGAAAAUAUAUAUUUGUAUGUCAUUAUUUGCAAGUAUAUUUUAACCGACAUUGAGACGUGGCAAUUAUUUAGAUGUAAAUCAGGGCGAAUGUAGUAAAAAGCUUAGCCAUGAUUAUAGUCAUAGCCAUUGCUUUAUAUUAACAUUGACAAAAUACUAUUGAAGACUGCCGGUUUUCUUAUCAAUAUGUAAAUUAUCUGGAUAUAGUAGAUUGAGACGUUAUUUUAUGUUCUCUCAAAUUCACCACAUAUAAUUUUAUAGAAGAAAUUCGAUUAGAAGUGAAAACGCUUGUUAAUGAUACACAUUUCCAUCAGAAAUAAACUGUGUUCAAAAUGAAAACUUCACUCACUGGUCUACUAUUAACAAAAGAUUGAAUAAUGCUUUAUAUAUUAUUGUAUAUCAAUAUUAUAAUUUGUUUUACUCAUCCAAAUUGUAACACCUUAAGUACAUUUCGAUCACGCAAACUAUUGGUCUUUAAUAGUAUAUUGUUGAUGGCAUUAUUGACCUCUAUAUAUAUUUUAUAUGGUACUGUAUCAUUACUUUCACGAAAAUUUCAUUUGAUCCGGAGUGGUAUUUCGAAUUGUUAUUUUUAUAUUUGCACAGAUAUACUCAUAUAAAAAUUAUACUGUUAACAGAACAGAAUGAUGUCAUCUGUCAUGCUAUGAUCAAGAAUGCUAAAAUGCUUUUGAGAUUAAUUUCUUACGAGAAAAAAAAUUAUAUAUUAUACGAGAAAAAAAUUAUAUAUUGCUUAUACAAGAAAAAAAGUUAUAUAUUCUCUUUCGUUUGAUUUUAAAAUUCUAAACUGAUAUGUUUAUUGUCUAAACAUCUUGACAGUAAGGCAGCAAGCGUCUAGAUCUUGCUAUUAUUAAUUUCUUAUAAAAUUGUAAUAAUCAAACAACGCAGAAAAUGUCUUUCAAACACGAAAUGUAUAUCCAAUCCUGCGUCUUAAGCGUUAUUUGCUAUGAUUUUUAGUUUUAGGUAUUCGUUUAUACGAUUGAGUGCAAUAUGGCUCAGCCGCAUUUUGUUUAAGAAAGCAGAAACAAUUGCAAAAGGAAUACCACUGAUACCGGAUCUGAUAAACUUACAAAUAAACAAAUAGUAAAUUGAUGUGCGUAAUGAGUCGAAUUUCACGCGUUACCGAGAGCAGAUAUUCAUGUUUUAAAUCUCGUUAUUAAAUUCAAUUAAUAAAUUUUUUUUUGUAUACCAUCUAUCGCGAGAAAGGAGAAACACUAUCACUGUAGCGAUCAUGCUGUAAGGCCAUGUAUUUCGUAUUUACCGUUAAGAUAAAAGUAAAGAGAGAUAAAUAAGUGCGGCAGCGUGGUGAACGAUUACACGUGUAUAUAGAGUCCUGUAUGAAAUUUCAAUUUUGGACUCGGGCACGUGAAGCGAUAUAAGAACAAAAGAUCGCAUCCAAUUGACCAUUGCACCGUCGCGUUUGCGUUAAAUAUAUAAUUAUGUAUAAUAUUGAUAGUACCUAUCAAAUAGGCAUUACAUAAAGAGGACGAGAAAUUUAUUAAUGCGCGUUUGUGCGUCAUGCGUGACCAGCGUGCGACGAAAGUUGUUCGCAAGUCGGUAGAAAUCUAGAUAUAUAUUAUAUAUAAUGAAUAUAUAUUAUACUAUAAGAGCAUAUUGAGAAAUACAAGUUAGAUAUCAUAUGUACUAUUUAAAGUAACGAAACAGUGAAAACUUGAGUGUACUGCAGGGUCAUCUUAUACAUGAAAUACCGUGCGGAAUUUACCUACAUUAUGCGUAGACCUUUGUUAUAUUCUUGGGAAAAAAAGAAAGAGAGGUACGAGGGCGAUAAUAGAUAAGCAUAGAUAAAGAGAGAAAGGGGAUACGCGAGUCGUCGCGAACUUAUACACUUCUAUGGGAUGGACAAAUAUAUAUGUAUAAUAUAUAUAACUGCUGUCGUGCUUAUAUACAUUAUGUAUAUAUACUCUGUAACAUAUACACAAGCGAGGUAAUCGCCGGGGGAAAACGACCAGAUCCAUUUUUUUUUCCUCGGAGAGGAAACUUACUUCCAACAAGACACGUGUAGAGAGAGGGGGGUGGGGGGAGAAGAAAGGAUAGAGAAAGGAAGAAACAAUUCCUCUGCAAUUGACCUAUGCAUCCCGCGCGACAACAAUGCUAAGAACAUAACAAGGAAUAAAAAUAGAAAUAAUGUUUAUAUGAAUUAUUAUGAUUAUUAAUAAUGAUACUAUCAUACGUUACGAGGAUAAAAACUAAGAGUUGAUUCAUGCUUUUAAGAGGUUUAGUUUCGUGCUUGUUUAAAGAUAAAGAUGAAGAUUAAUGGCAGUCAGGAUCCAAGCGUUCGACGUUUUGGGUCGAAGCGAGUGCGUAUACAGUGUUGACGUUGUCGUAACGUCGGUGUCCUGGACAUCGUCGUUUUCCGUCGUUCUCUGCGACUUAUGUCACGCUAGAGUUGCAGCGCAACAUCAUGCGUCUAUACGUAGAACCAGCCGACGCUUCGGCUCAGAGUGAGAAAAACGUGGUGAAGGAAAAAAAGAAUUCAAAAAAAUAUUAUUUACUUUAGAUAGAACGAAAAUAUGUAUAGAAUUUUAUUAUGCACCAUUGUAAUAUUAUGUAUCCCAGUUGUGACACAAUAUACACUGGUGUUAUGUUAAAUGUGGAAA